Rhineura floridana is the source of this 4975-nucleotide messenger RNA. It is a transcript of the gene AGPAT3, whose product is annotated as 1-acylglycerol-3-phosphate O-acyltransferase 3. Gene Ontology annotation, molecular function: 1-acylglycerol-3-phosphate O-acyltransferase activity. Gene Ontology annotation, cellular component: endomembrane system; endoplasmic reticulum. The transcript has 11 exons. The record is from RefSeq and is a predicted model, not a curated record. NCBI's taxonomy places the organism in Eukaryota, Metazoa, Chordata, Lepidosauria, Squamata, Rhineuridae. Bases 680 to 1810 code for a protein of 376 amino acids.
UGUGCUGGAAGAGCUGCUGGAACAAUGUCUAUAUACCAGUUGUGUACCUGACCUGGUUGUGCAUUGACUGUUGAUGUCAGAACUGAUGUCAGACUACUCUAGACUUGUCUGUUGCCUUGCCCCUGACUUUGUUGCUUAUGAACUGCUUGGCUUCUGACCCUGGACUGCUCUGCCCUUGCUUUGUGCCUGAUUCUUUUGUUGUGGGAAACUCUGGACUCUGACUUUGGGCUGAUCCUGAAUACUGUCCCUGUGCUGCCUUCACUUGGGUUUCUGCUAGAAGUUACUUGCCUCUUUCGGAGCCUGGUGAGAACAGGAUACUUAUCAGGAAAAAAAAUGCUGCCCUGAUAGAAUUGAGAAUAAUAAGAGCGGCUCCACCCAAUGCAUUUUCAGAUGACAACCCAGCUGAUCUUCAAGCUUCUGAUUCUGAGUUUAAGGGCACCAGAAGAACUUCUACUGCUUCCCUCCUUUGGAAAGGUCAACCUUCUUGGCAUUUGGAAGAGAUAACACUGGAUUGGACUACAGAUGCAGAGACUAUAGCAGACAGGAAGUGAUUAUGGCAAAAACUGGCUGUGACUACCAUCAACAAAGCUUUGGCUUAUUCAGUUACUACAACAGGAGAACCUAAUGCAGGACAGUAAUUCUGAGUGAAGGACCUUGCAAGCGCUACUAAGUGGUUAUCAUGGGCUUAAUUGCAUUUCUGAAGACCCAGUUCAUAGUUCACCUCCUGAUUGGGUUUGUCUUCGUUGUGAGUGGGUUCAUCAUUAACUUCAUCCAGUUAUGCACACUAAUCCUCUGGCCUAUAAACAAGCAGUUUUAUCGACGAGUGAACUGCCGCCUUUCAUAUUCAUUGUGGAGCCAGUUAGUGAUGCUACUGGAAUGGUGGUCUGGUACAGAAUGCACUUUAUUCUCAGACCAGGCCACAGUUGAUAAGUUUGGAAAAGAACAUGUCGUCAUCAUCCUGAACCACAACUUUGAAAUAGACUUUCUGUGUGGCUGGACCAUGACAGAACGCUUUGGUGUGUUGGGGAGUUCAAAAGUUCUUGCCAAGAAAGAACUGCUGUAUGUGCCCCUAAUUGGCUGGACAUGGUACUUCCUGGAGAUUGUUUUCUGCAAAAGGAAAUGGGAAGAAGAUAGAGACACAGUUGUUGAAGGGCUAAAACGAUUGUCUGAUUAUCCAGAGUAUAUGUGGUUUCUUUUGUACUGUGAAGGAACUCGUUUUACAGAGACCAAGCAUCGUAUCAGCAUGGAGGUGGCAGAAUCCAAGGGAUUGCCUAAACUCAAAUAUCACCUGUUGCCCAGAACCAAAGGUUUCACUACUGCUGUCCAGUGUCUCAGGGGAACAGUUUCAGCAGUGUAUGAUGUAACAUUAAACUUCAGAGGAAACAAGAACCCAUCCUUAUUAGGAAUCCUUUAUGGGAAGAAAUAUGAAGCUGAUAUGUGUGUCAGGAGGUUUCCACUAGAAGAUAUCCCUUUGGAUGAAAAGGAAGCAGCAAAGUGGCUUCAUAAACUUUACCAGGAAAAGGAUGCUUUACAAGAGAAGUAUAAUCAAGAGGGUACAUUUCCUGGGCAGCAAUUCAAACCCCCGAGAAGGCCAUGGACUCUCCUCAACUUUCUCUUCUGGGCCACCAUUCUCCUGUCCCCUCUUUUCAAAUUUGGUUUUGGAAUUUUUGCAAGUGGAUCUCCUCUUCUGAUUCUUGCAUUCCUGGGCUUUGUUGGAGCAGCUUCCUUUGGAGUUCGUAGACUGAUCGGUGUAACAGAAAUAGAAAAAGGCUCCAGCUAUGGCAUCCAAGAAUUCAAGAAAAAGAAAUAAUUUUACAGACACAGUUCUGAACAUAUAACAAGACAAUGGUAUCAGAUUAACUUCAUUGAAGAAAAGAUACUUAGUAAACUUACUUUUUUUUCUUAUUAACUGAUAACUAAUAAUACUUGAGCCAAGACUGAAGAAAUUGGAAGAUUCAAGAGAAAGAGGAAACAAUUGACUACUUGCCUGCCUAAGGAUUCCUGUAUUCAUAGUUCUGGAAGGAAAAUCUGGGCUAACCAUUUUUUUUGUUGCUUUGUUGUGGGUGGGAGGGGAAGCUGAAGGAUGGAGCUACAUGCAUCUUCAGACAACUGGUUUGUCUUUCAAGAGUACAACACUUAUAAGAGGAGCUACUGAAUGUUUCUCCUUGCUAAAACUAAUUUAAUAUUUUCUUAUUCUUAGCAUCUUUUUAAAAAACAAACAAGGCAGCAUGCAUUGCAGCAAAACACAAUCUUCAGUUCAUUUACAGCCAUUCUUCAGGGAGGAAGCCAUUUGGAAAAGCUACUUCAUUCUUGCAGACAUUUUAUUUUUAGUUUCUUACUUAUUAAUUUAUAUAAGACAAUGGCAUUUUAGUGGCAGCAGUACCUUACUGAUGAGCACAUCCUUUCAACAAGACACUAGAAUUAAUGCAAUUCCAGUUUUCCCUCCCCCCAGCCAUCACCACACGCAAACACAUUUCUUUCCUCCUAUGCUGCCCCCAUUAAAACUGGAAUAUGCUUAGCUUCGUUUCCUAUAUAGAUCUGGACUUGCUAUUUCUUUUGUUUUCUUUUUUAAAGACUAUAUGAUGAACCUGACCGUUUGACCUGUGUGGCUAUGGCUGCUCAAUGACUUGGUCUUGGCUGUUUAAAACAUCUGUUCUUAAAUCUCCUGCAUGGUUUGUUUUAAAAAAUGGCAUAAAUCAGCACAGAAGCCUGGAAAAGAUCUUGUAUUAAAAAACUAUUAAAAGUAGGAGAAAUGCGAGGACUGUACUGUACCUCUGCAGCCGUAAGCACACUUCCUUUGAAGAAGUUCUACUGAUUUCAGCUGAAAGUGUUUUCUAAGUAAAUGUGGUCAGGGCUGGGAGGUCAGUUUGCCUCUGUUAUCAUAGGAUAUUACUAAGUAAACCAGCAAUCAUUGAAGCUUUUAAAAAAAGAGUCUUUAACAUCUCAGCAUCUGAUGGUUCAGACUUUUCUGCUGCAUAUUAAUAGCUACCAAUAUGGUGUCUACCAUCUCUGGCUCCAAAAACACCAAUGGGAACUACAUAUGAACAGUCUUAACCUGGUGGCUACCUUCAGUCACAAUGCACAGUGGCUGCUUCCAUGCAGAAAGCCUUUAUUUGUUUGACAUAGCCUUUUAAGCCAACCAGUUUUAGAGUGGCAUGGUAUUUCUAGACUUACUUUGUCUAAUAGAUGUUGUGGGUGAAUGAUGGGGCACAAAGAGGCUGCGUUCCUUCAGAAACUGUUUUGUGUAUGGCAGUGGCAUAUAUCUUCCAGUGUUGGGACCAAAUUUUGCCGUAAGCUCCGCACUAAAAACAAUCUGAAUUAAACUCUAUAAAUGGAAUUCAAAGCAGAAUUAGACCCUACUACUCCUUAUGAUGAAAUAUUAACACACAUUCUUAUCUGAGAAUUUGAUUAUUAAUUUUAAUGGAUUAUUAAAUGGCUGGGUUUGUUCUCUUUCUCAUAGCCAAGGGUAAGCAUUUAAUAUUUUACUUUCAAAAUGCAACUAUUGACAUUUUUUUAUUCCCCACUUGCAAGAGUUCAUUUUAAGAACAUUUUGAAUACCUUUGUUUGGAACUCUCCACUCUGAAGCUUGGAAAAAAUCUUUGUGGAAAUUGCUUAUCUUUGCUUUCUCAUGCAUGUGACUGUUUGGGGAUUUCUAAAUGAAAGGUUUUUGAAGUUGUCUUGUGGGACCAUGAUCAAAAUAAGUGAUAUACAAGCAUAUAGAGAAUGGCAUGCAGGAGAACAGUGCAUGCAGCUAGAACUUUGCUUGUUGUUCUGCAGUACCAGUUCCAAUUGCUGAAGAGAUAAGUCAUUUUACAAAUGGAAUGGUUGCUUGCUUCUUCAGCAGCAAAAGCUCUAACUGCAUUUGUUCCUUUCCUGUAUGUAUAUACCAGUACUGUUACGUCACAGCUCACAGAAUCCAUGCAUUUUGCUACAUCUCUCCUCUAGCAUAACACUGCACUGUCAGUCCCGGAAUCGGUUAGCUAGGCUUCCUACCCUGACUGUAAGGGCAGACAACUCUUAUUAACUUCAUUGGAAGUUGAACUUGUGCUUCUUGGGGAGAAUCCAGCCAUGACUGUAUUUUUUACUCAGUAAAUAUAUUCUGCUGUUUGUUUUUAAACUGUUAGACAACUAAACAGAGAACUUUUCCUCUGCUUUCUAGAGGACUGAAACAGGCAGGGUUGUUUUUAAAAAGUACUUGGUAAAUAACUUCCUUGUUGCAAAGGGUUUUUUUUCCUCCUUUUAACAGAUGCUGUAUAAUUGCUUUCUGAAGACGAUGUUGAAUAUAUUUUAAUUGCACUUAAUGACAAAAACAAAGUAGGAAGUCCUCUGGCUGUGUGUUACAAAUAGAUGUGAGCAAGAAGUUCUGUAUUGGUAGACUCCAGAAAUUUUAACAGAAUUAAGGGGGGGAGGGGGAGGGUCAUGCAGAUAGAGGUUGCAAGGAAGAUAAGAAUGAGUAUAUAUGUUUUCAAAUAGGGGUUCAGUCUCUACCUAGUGCAGAUAGCUCCUGCUAAAAGGUACCGGGAGUAGUACAUGUACAUUGUGGGGAGAAAAAGCAGAUGUUUUUUCUUCUGUUUUGUUUUCAUAUCAUGACAUAUCGAUCAUAUUUUGUUUUUGAAGACAUAGUAAAGAAUAUACAUUAAUUUGUUUGCAAUUCUAGAAAGACAUAUCAGUUCUGAAAACUGAAGUGUACAACAUUGCACAAUAUAGUACAUGACAGCUCAUCUUUUUGGCUUGAACUUUUGGUUUGCCUCUUCAAAUAGUUUUUUUAAUAUAUAAAUAUGCAGAGUAUGUGUGAAAGAAUAUUUCUGGAAAUAGCAGUAAGUGUGUCACAUAAAGAAUAUCAAGUGGUUUGGAUUGGAACAGUGAGCAUAGAUUUUAUACCUUACACUAUUUUCUUCUGGUUUAAUAGAACAUAGCUUGUAUAUUUCACUACCAAGCCCUUUGAGAGCAAUAAUAAACAAAAUUAUACCAUGAA